Tremella mesenterica DSM 1558 is the source of this 1771-nucleotide messenger RNA. RefSeq lists its product as uncharacterized. Lineage: Eukaryota; Fungi; Basidiomycota; Tremellomycetes; Tremellales; Tremellaceae. The record is from RefSeq and is a predicted model, not a curated record. The transcript is spliced from 12 exons. Gene Ontology annotation, biological process: DNA damage response. Bases 78 to 1511 code for a protein of 477 amino acids. Gene Ontology annotation, cellular component: nucleus; cytoplasm. Gene Ontology annotation, molecular function: phosphatase activity.
CUCACCAUAGAUCCAUAGAUCAGCCAGGAGUGACGAGACCAAGUGCUGAGAACCGUCUCAUACCUCAUUGCUGAGUUAUGGACAAAAAAAUGGAUUUGUUCCAACCUCCUUACCCACGCUACUCACCUCAGAAUAAAGAAUCCUUUGCCUACACAACACUUAUCAAACGUUGGCCGUCAAUUUUGACAAACAUCAUCUCGACUCUGAGUAACGAGACUCAUAAAUUACAUUCUUCUCAUGAUGUCAAUUCUGAGGAAAAGUUGGAAGAAGGGAAAAAGAUGAUUGAAAAAUUGGCUUUAUUGAUAUAUGAAAUGGGACAUGGGGGAGAGUUAACCCCCCUUGAAAACGACCAUGAACCUAACAUAUCAUGUUACAAUGACGAACUAUCCUUAUGGUCACCCCUUCAGCGUAAAUGGACCCAUGCCAAUUGGUUAUUCGCAGAAUGUUAUCUUUAUCGUCGGAUCAGACAAGUCUUCUCACUCACUCGACAUUGGAGAUCUUUUGAUCCGUUCUUCUAUCAGAAAGAGGAUACAUAUAGGUCUAGUUUGGGUGCUAUCGUUCAUCUCGCACAAGCAUUAAACUCUAUGGUGGAACGAACAGACUUACAAGUUGGGUAUGGAAGCGCAGGCUCGCCACUGGAGAUGGCCUUUCUAGAAAUGAUACAGUCAGACUUAUGGGGCAACGCAACUGACCUUUCCCUGCUUGUCGAUCUCAAAUACGAAGACUUGAAACAGCUGCAAGCCGUCGGAGCGAAGGCUCAGGCAGAGCAGGCUAAGUUGAUCCUACGUAAUGAUUUGCCGAAAGUAUGGGAGCAUUUGAAGACGUUGAGAGGGGCAAGAGUGGAUGUGGUACUUGAUAACGCCGGCUUUGAACUAUACACCGACUUGAUUCUGGCGGAUUUUCUUGUCUCAUGUACACCCUUCGUCAACGAAGUCGUCUUCCACCCAAAAUCAAUCCCCUGGUUCGUCUCCGACGUCGUGCCAUUCGAUUUCACAUGGGCGAUUGACAUCUUACUCGACGAAUCUUUCUUUUCCACCGCUUCCCCUCCUCCAACUCCUACAGAGCUCGAGUCGCUUGCCGUGCUCGCUACUCGAUGGAAAGGACACUUAGCCAGUGGGGCAUUCAAACUGUCUGUACCACUUGAUACUCCCUUAGGAGGUGACACACCCACAGGAGGGUUUUGGACGACUCAAUAUGCCUAUCAGGAUAUGCCUCUGGUAGCGCCGAAGUUGGUGGAGGAGUUGGGUAAGAGUGGGUUGGUGAUUUUCAAAGGGGAUUUGAAUUAUCGCAAACUCAUAGGUGAUGCAGCAUGGCCACCGACUACUCCAUUCGACACAGCUCUGGGUCCAUUGGCGGGUACGAUGAACCUCGUCAGUUUACGUACCAACAAAGCGGAUACGAUAUGUGGUCUGGAUGAAGGUGUCGCGGAGAAGGUAGAAGCACAAGAUAAAGAUUGGCGAGUGAGCGGAAAAUACGCAGUCAUCUCUUUUUCCCCAAAACGAAUUUCUUAAACAUUACAUCUACGUAUACACCUAUCAAGCCCCAUUUGUGUUAUUCACCUUCUACACGAUGUACAUCAAGAUCUCUACCCGGUACAAGUAGAGUAAAAGUACUAGUCUAGUACUCUUCGAUCGGUUGGAGAGAAGUCUACCAAAAUUAUCGAUAGCAUCACCCAGAUUAGUAGAAUACAUAUGAUCAGUACGACGUAUAGACACGUAGAUGAACAACUUGAGAUAGAUGUGUUCUUACUUAUAAAUGCAUAAAUAGCAUG